AUGCAGAGUACUCUGCUCCUAGUAGCUCCCGCAUUGUUUGCCGCUAGUAUAUAUAUGGAGCUGGGUCGACUCAUUCGGCUCGUCAAGGGGGGAAGGUUCGCCAUCAUCCCCGUCACAUGGAUGACGAAGAUCUUCGUUGCCGGAGAUGUCCUGAGCUUCUUAAUGCAGGCCUCAGGCGCCGGUCUUCUGGUCAAGGGAGACCUUAAAAUGGGUGAGAACGUGAUAAUUGGCGGUCUCUUUGUCCAGAUCAUCUUCUUCGGAUUCUUCAUGAUCAGCGCCCUCCUUUUCCAGCGGCGGAUUGCUGCCCAUUCCACCCCAGAGUCUGUUUCAGAUUACAUCCCUUGGCAGAAGCACAUGGGCGCAUUGUAUGCAUCGAGCAUUCUGAUCUUAAUUCGAUCUUCCUUUCGCGUCGUUGAAUAUAUUCAAGGUUCGGACGGCACUUUGUUGCGGAAUGAGGUGUUCAUAUACGUCCUUGACGGACUCUUGAUGUGGUUUGUCAUGGUUAUAUUCAUUGUCAUUCACCCAAGCGAGGUCAAUUGUCUUCUGGGUCGGGGAAAAUAUAUGACAGUCAAAGGAGGAUUGCAGAUUUGUGAGGCCCCAAUGUCUGUUUAG
Molecule: messenger RNA, 612 nt
Organism: Aspergillus clavatus NRRL 1
Lineage: Eukaryota; Fungi; Ascomycota; Eurotiomycetes; Eurotiales; Aspergillaceae
Product: RTA1 domain-containing protein
Exons: 2
Coding region: 1-612 (203 amino acids)
Cellular component (GO): membrane
Source: RefSeq, a predicted model, not a curated record